Molecule: messenger RNA, 6638 nt
Organism: Helianthus annuus (common sunflower)
Lineage: Eukaryota; Viridiplantae; Streptophyta; Magnoliopsida; Asterales; Asteraceae
Product: nuclear-pore anchor
Exons: 5
Coding region: 238-6192 (1984 amino acids)
Biological process (GO): protein import into nucleus; mRNA export from nucleus
Cellular component (GO): nuclear pore
Molecular function (GO): structural constituent of nuclear pore
Source: RefSeq, a predicted model, not a curated record
CCGAAUCAAUUCAUUUCCAUCCGGUCCAAACCAGCCGAUAUAUCUCAAUUUCAACAAUUUAUAGACAACAAACUUCGAACUCUUUGGGCACGCUUCUCUCCCUCCAAAACCCCCUCAUAUAUCCCUUUCCCCUUUUCUCCUCUUCAUUCUAGGGUUAGGGUUUCCACAAUCUCCUCCCAUUCUGCAUGAUCUUUCCCGAUCUUCAUCACCAAAAACAAUCAAUCUCCACCGGAGAAGAUGCCGUUAUUCAUCUCCGACGAAGAAUACGCCCGCUGCUCUCACGACGCAUCUCUAAUCUCACAAAAAGCCGACGCAUACAUCAAACAACUCUACAAUCAACUCGAAACUGAAAAAGCUCAACACGAUGCCUCUUCCAUAACCGCCGAACAAACCUGUUCGAUUCUCGAACAGAAGUAUGUUUCGCUCAAAUCGGAAUUUGUCACGCUUCAAUCGCAACACGCGCAACUCAGUUCGACUCUCGAAGAACGUGUCUCUGAAGUCGCUCAGAUUCAAGCGGAUAAGCACCAGAUUUAUCUUCAAUCGAUUGGCAAAGAUGGUGAGAUUGAGCGGCUGUCACUGGAAGUUUCAGAGCUACAAAAGUCAAAAAGUCAAUUGCUGCAGCUGAUCGAACAUAAGGAUUUGGAGAUUAACGAGAAGAAUUCCAGCAUCAAGGGUUAUCUCGACAAGAUUGUUGCCUUGACUGACACUGCUUCUUCUAAAGAAUCUCGUAUUAGUGAAUUGGAAGCGGAGCAUGCACGGAUUCACGCUUCUUUGGCUCGUUUGACUCAAGAGAAGGAGUUAGUCGAGAGACAUAAUCUUUGGCUUAACGAUGAGUUGACUACCAAAGUCAACAGCUCGUUGGAGCUAAGAAAGACGCAUAACGAACUAGAAGCGGAUAUGUCUUCUAAGCUUGCUGACAUUGAGAGAAAGUACAACGAUACGUGUAACACGUUGAAGUGGAAGGACGAUAGAAUCAAAGAACUCGAGUCGAAACUUGAAGCUUUACAGAACGAACUCUGUUCAUCGAAAGAUACGGCUGCAGCCACCGAGGAACAGCUGUCAUCUGAGCUGUCCACUGUGAACAAACUCGUCGAGCUUUACAAAGAGAGUGCAGACGAGUGGUCCAAAAAGGCCGGUGAGCUUGAAGGCGUUAUCAAGGCUCUCGAGACGCAUGCUAGUCAAGUCGAAAAGGAUUAUAAAGAAAAAAUCGAGAAAGAAACGUCUGCUAGAAAACAAUUCGAGAACGAAGUUUCACAGCUGAAAGAAAAACUUGCGAAGUGUGACGCAGAUUUGGAAAAUUACCGAAAUUCGGACCAGCUUAAUUUGUUGCAGAUGAGCAGUUACAACACAAAAUCAUAUGAUGUGAACAACACAAAUGAAGAUAAUAAUAAUAAUCUUAUGCUCGUUCCGAGUAUUCCGGCAGGUAUUUCGGGGACUGCGUUAGCUGCAUCGCUUCUUCGCGACGGUUGGAGUUUAGUUAAAAUGUAUGAAAAAUACCAAGAAGCGAUUGAUGCUUUUAGACACGAGCAAUUGGGAAGAAAACAUUCACAGUCGAUUUUGGAACGUGUUUUGCAUGAAAUCGAAGAGAAAGCUGAGGUCAUAUUGGACGAACGUGCAGAACACGAAAGAAUGGUCGAAUCGUAUGAUAUGCUGAAUGAAAAGUUGCAGCAUUCGCUUUCGGAACAAACUGUUCUCGAGAGAACGGUUCAGGAGCUAAAGGCGGAGUUAAAAAAACACGAGCGGGAUUACAAUAUAGCCCAAAAGGAAAAUGUUGAUCUUCAGAAACAGGUGACGGUGUUACUGAAGGAAUGUCGUGACAUACAGCUUCGUUGUGGAUCUGUUAAUUAUGAUGAUUCAGCUGUUGAAGACCAGAUGGAUGUUGGUUUGGAUUCUGACAGUGUUUUCUCUGACCGUAUGUUGACUUUUAAGGAUAUAAAUGGAUUAGUUGAGCAGAAUGUACAGCUUCGGGGGAUAGUUCGUCUUCUUACCGAGCAGAUCGAGAGGAAAGAAGCCGAGAUGAAGGAGAAUUUCGAGAAAGAGUUUCAAAAACAAUCUAAAGAAACCGCUUCUAAAGUUGAGGCAAUAUUAGCUAGAGCAGAAGAACAAACACAUAUGAUUGAAUCGCUUCAUACUUCCGUUGCUAUGUACAAGCGAUUAUACGAAGAAGAACAUAAACGUCAGGUUCCUCAACUGCAAUCUUCCGAUCCCGAACCAGUUGACGUACGAAACAAUCUUCCACUUCUUCUUGUAAGUUCUCACGAUGAUUCUUCGAAACGGGCACAUGAACAAGCGUAUGAACGUAUAAAGGUUCUAGAAGAGGAGAUGACGGGGUUAAGAAGCGAGAUCAUUACGUUGAAGGCCCAGCGUGACAAGUCGACUUUAGAGGCGACUUUUGCUCAUGAUAAACUCGAUAGAUUUAUGAAAGAUUUUGAUCGUCAACGGGAAGAAAUGAACGGUGUUAUAGCAAGAAACGUUGAGUUCUCACAGUUAAUAGUUGAUUACCAAAAGAAGAUUCGCGAAGCUUCUGAAUCAUUGCAUAUUGCGGAAGACAUGUCACGCAAGCUAAACAUGGAGGUAUCAGUUUUAAGACGUGAGAAAGAAAUAUUAGUAAAUUCUGAAAAACGAGCGUUCGAGGAGGUGCGUGUUAUGUCGGAAAGAGUUCAUCAAUUGCAGGCUACUUUGAACACGAUUCAGAGCGCUGAAGAAGUGCGAGAAGAAUCUAGAAGUGCUGAUCGUUUGAGCCAAGAAGAUUACGUUAAAAGAACCGAACGGGAUUGGGCCGAGGCUAAAAAAGAGCUUCAACAAGAACGUGAUAAUAUUCGUAAACUCACACUGGAGCAUGAAUCAGCUAUGCGAGGGUCAAUGCAAAGAAUCGAGGAAAUGGGUAAAGAGUUAGUUGAUGCUUUACGUGCGGUUUCGGAUGCUAAUGCUCGUGCUUCUGCUGCCGAAGAACGUUUAUCUCAGUUUGAGAAACUCAAGGGUGUUGUAGGAAACGACGAGAAUGCGAACGCGCUUAUCCCCUCAACUACCAACGAAAUGUUCGCGUUAAAGGAAGAGAUUGAGAAACUGAGAGUAGAGGCUCAAUCCGACAAAGAACACAUGUUGCAGUAUAAGCGAUUAGCACAGGUAAACGAAGCUGCGUUAAAAGAAAUGGAAGUUCGACACGAGCAGUUUAAAUCGGAGGCGGAAAAGGUGAAGAAAUCGUUGGAAGACGAAAUCGAGUCGUUAAAAGCGCAGGUUAAUCAGCUUCAAGACGGUUAUCAUUCAAAGGAAAAAGAAGCAGCUUCUGCUGCCGUAUCGCAAGAACAAGCUCUUGCUUCUUCGUGGUCUGAGAUUUCAAAAUUGAAAGAAGAAUGUACGGCAAAAACGUUGCAUGUCGAGGCUUUAGAGUCGCAGUUGUCGGCAAUGAAAGACGAUUUGGAGAAAGAGCAUCAAAGAUGGCGUACCGCUCAAGACAAUUAUGAGCGACAGGUUAUCUUGCAGUCCGAUACAAUUCAGGAGUUGACCAAAACAUCACAAGAACUCGCCUCGAUUAAAGAAAAAGCUUCGGAACUCCAAAGGGUAUUCGACAUUCUCAAAGCCGAAAACGAUGAGCUAAAAAGCAAGUGGGAGACCGAAAAGAUGGUUCUAGUACAGUCCAAAGAUAAAGCGGAGAAAAAGUUCGAUGAAAUUAACGAACAGAACAAAAUCUUGCUUGAUCAACUCGAGGCGUUACACAUUAAACUGGCGGAAAAGAGUCAGGGUUCGGGUGCACAAUCGUCUGAUGACGGUGGAUUACAGAAUGUGGUGAAGUAUUUAAGGCGGUCGAAAGAGAUUGCGGAGACUGAGAUUUCGUUGUUAAAGCAGGAAAAGCUACGGUUACAGUCACAGCUUGAAGGUGCGAUGAAGGCUGAAUCAGAAGCUCAAGCGUUACUUCGAGCCGAGCGAGAAAAUUCUCGAGCGGUUCAUUUUACAGAGGAAGAGUUUAAAGCGUUACAGGUUCAAGUUAGAGAAAUGAAUCUGCUUAGAGAAAGUAAUGUACAGCUUCGAGAAGAAAACCGUCACAAUUUCGAUGAAUGUCAAAAACUUCGUCAGUCAAACCAUAAUGCGAAUAUCGAAGUUGAGAAUCUUAACGGUUUGCUUGUUCAAAGGCAGAAUGAGGUGGAAGCGUGUAAGAGAGAGACAGAAACGUAUAAGAAAAACCAAAAAGAUCUAGAAACGAGAAUCGGUGAGCUGGUUGACAAAUUUAAAGAUAUGGAUCCCGAAGAAUACGUUCGAAUGCGAGCGGAAUUCCAACAGAUGAAUGUGAAAUUGUCGGAUAAAGACGGACAGUUGGAGGAGAUUAAGAAACUUGUUUCCGAAAAACAACUGGUGAUAGUGCGGUUGGAGCAGGAUCUUGCAAGAAGCAAAGUGGAAAUAGACGAAAGAGAGUCGAAAAUUAAUACCGUUGUGCAAACCGAGAGUUCGCUAAAAUCCGAAGUCGACAAACAGAAGAGACUUAUUUAUCAGUUGAAACGUAGGUGCGAGAAUUUGGCUAAAGAGAAGGAGGAAACAUUGAAGAAGAAUCAAGAACUUUCGAAAGAGUUAGUUGAUUCGAAUCAAGUGAAAAGAAGCAAUGUAGACAGUUCGGGUGAAGAGAAAGAUGCACGUAUUCAGAUGCUCGAAAAAACCGUUGAAAAGCUUCGAGACGAGUCUAGAGAAAAAGAAGAAAAAGAUACACGGAUACAGAUGCUGGAGAAAACCGUUGACAGGCUACGCGACGAGGUUAAAAAGGGAAAAGACGAAAUCCGGAGUGAAAAGUCAAAGAAUCAAAAGACCGAAAAGGGUAUCGGUGAGGAAAGAUUAAAGCUGACAGACGACUUGGAGAAACACAAACACGCGUUAAAAACUCUCGUAGACGAAGUUGAAAAGCUGAAGAAUGAGGGUGACUGGUUUGAUGAUGUGGCAGCCGCCUGUCAUGCUGCUGUAGAAAAUUUCGAACAGAUGGCAGCACAUCACGUUUCCGGUGAAUUUGGAACUGUUACGGCUACAGAUACACCACCGAUUGAGUCAACUGUACCUGUACCAUCACGAACCGCCACAAGCGAGGUGGUUACUACUACUACGACUGCUAUGAUACCGGCAGAAGAGAGUGCAACUGCAAAGGCGCCGGCUGUAUCGAAACCGAAAGUUGAACCGCGUAAAGUUGCGAGGAGGUUAGUCAGGCCUCGUAUCGCAAAGCCCGAGCAACCGAAGCGUGAUAUGGAUAUGUCGGAAGCUGCUGACGCAAACGUUCUGUCAUCUGUACGCAAACGUCCCUCUACUUCAGAGGGACCGGGAUCACAUGUGCGUGACACCAGCGUUGCUGACGUGGCACCACCUCAAGUUAAGAAAUCCAAAGCGUCAGAACCACCACAUGACGGCGGUGAGGUUCCUGAAACCGUCACCGAAGAGUCCCCUGUUGGAGAUGAACUUCAAAACACUAAAGAGGAUGAGGAGGUAGAAACUGUUGGUGAUGAGCAGGCAGUUGAGGAUGAUGGUGAAGAGAAUGUGAACAAAACGGAAACUGAAGAACAACGUAAUGUUACUGAGGUGGAGCACACACAAUCACAGGCGGUUACUGGUGAAGGAGGAAGCGAGCCCGAAGAGGGAGAAAUGGAAACCGAUCAGGCGAGAUCACCGUCACCUAUGCCAGCUGAAGAAGACAUGAUUGAAGAAACCGAAACCCUAGGAGAUUUGGAGGUGAGUUCUCCGCUGUUAACAAUGGAGGACAACGAAGAUAAAACCGAAGAAGGUGAAAUCGAAGUAGAAGAAACGACUCCCGAGAGUUCAACUGAUAAGCAGCUACCUAAUGACGGGAAUGAUGAAGCAGGUUCCACCGCUGAAGAGGCUGCCAUUGAUCAUGUUCCCGCAACAACUGCUGUUCCUGUACCCGAGAAACCAUCGAAGACUUCUGCUAUGACUGAGCCGUCAGCCAGUGUUGGAAAUCAAGAUAGCAGCGUUAGCAGUGUGGUCCCCACAUCAGCGGGGCCCACACCAGAGGAGCCAGUUGUUGAUACAGGAUCCACCACUAUUAAUUUGAAUGAAAGAGCAAGGCAACGGUCUCUGCAGAGAAUGGCGGGCGCGCAACCUUUGCCGCCUGUCGCCAGGGGUCGUGGAAGGGCUGUGCGUGGUCGAACUCGUGGUGGACGCACUGGUCGUGGUGGUCAAACACCUGGUUCUCAAGGAAUGUGAUUCAAACGGUGGCACCUACACCUGAUGUUGACCUCUAUCAACUCAUUGUCAGUAAUUUGAAUGCAGAAAAAGGUGGGACAAUAAGUACAAAUGUCAUGAUAAAAGCUAAAGAAACUGAUGUUAAUUAUCAAGGUCUUGUAGAGCUGGAAUUGAAGGAAUCUUUUGGUUGAUUAUAAAAAAAGCACCUUUGAUGAUGGUCAACAUCUGGAAUCAGUUGCCAUGUUUGAUUAUUAUUUUUUUUUUUGUCAAGAAGUUGUAUUUGAAUUUACUUUCCUCGCUUGUGUCAAAGCAUUUUUUUCUUGCCGGAGAUUGGCUUUUUGUUUACCGUUUUGAGUUGGGGGUGUUUGAAAACUGUUAGAAACCAACUGGACCGGCCAAACUAAAGCAAGUUUUUUCACGGUGUGAUGACGGUUUGGCCUGGUAUGAAAUUUGCAACAAAGCCUUUC